UUAAACCCUGCCUACUGCCGGUCGCCAGCAACCAUUUCCUUUCUUCCUCUUCUUAAACCCUAGGGGAGAGCUUCGCUUAGACAAGGGAUCGAAUCCCCUGAUAUCGUGUCUCAGUGUUCUCUUCGUAAGAUAUACGACCACAUUCAACUUCUCUGCGGUGGAAUGGCUUCAUCCAUUGCCAGCUCCCUACUUCGCAGAACCGCCCGCCUUCCAAUCUCCUCUGCUAUAUUUGUUCGGCGCCCGCCUGCGCUGCUCUACUGUUCCACGGUUUCUUCUUCCCCCUCUCCUCUUCUGACCCGGAAAUUUCUGAUUAGCAGCCGUACAAUCAGGAAGCUUCCAGCCCUGUUCUCUCUCCGUUUCGCUUCAACUAAGGUUGACGCUGAUGAGAAUCUUGAUAAAGUUCUCCAGUCCGAGAUCGAAUGUGCCCAGGAAACCGAAGAGAACGGUCGGGAAAUUGAUGCUCCAAAAGAUUUUCCCUUUGAAAUCAUUGAUAAUUCUGGCGAUCAAACUAUCAUUCUUAAGCGUGAAUUUGCUGGCGAGAACAUCCAAGCUACAGUAUAUAUGAAUUUUGAUGGGGAAGAGAUGAGCAAGGAUGAUGAUGAUGCUAGUGAGGUUGAUCAGGACAGUGCUGUUUCCCCAAAUAUUUCUCUGCUGGUAACUAUAGACAAAGGGGAGGGCCCUGUCUUGGAAAUUGGUUGCAAUAUUAAUUCUUCUGAUCUUGAAAUUGAAAGCAUGACAAUGAAAAGUAGCCAUGAUUCUGAUGGCCAGGGAGCUUACCAAGGACCUGAUUUUUCGGAAUUGGAUGAAAGUUUGCAAAAGGCUUUCCACAAAUAUCUGAAAUUAAGAGGUUUUGACAGUUCUCUCCGCGAUUUCUUACAUGAAUACAUGAUGCAUAAGGAUGAAAGGGAAUAUCUGACAUGGUUAGAGAACGUGAAGGAAUUUGUUGGCAAGCUACAAACAUGACGAUUACAUGUGAUU
Molecule: messenger RNA, 978 nt
Organism: Phalaenopsis equestris
Lineage: Eukaryota; Viridiplantae; Streptophyta; Magnoliopsida; Asparagales; Orchidaceae
Exons: 4
Coding region: 163-963 (266 amino acids)
Cellular component (GO): mitochondrial matrix
Source: RefSeq, a predicted model, not a curated record